Molecule: messenger RNA, 2813 nt
Organism: Dama dama (fallow deer)
Lineage: Eukaryota; Metazoa; Chordata; Mammalia; Artiodactyla; Cervidae
Product: zinc finger protein 226-like
Exons: 5
Coding region: 733-2781 (682 amino acids)
Biological process (GO): regulation of DNA-templated transcription; positive regulation of reciprocal meiotic recombination
Cellular component (GO): nucleus
Molecular function (GO): histone H3K36 methyltransferase activity; recombination hotspot binding; histone H3K4 methyltransferase activity
Source: RefSeq, a predicted model, not a curated record
CGACUCUUUGCGACUCCAUGGACUGUAGCCCACCAGGCUUCUCCAUCCAUGGGGUUUUCCAGACAAGAAUACUGGAGUGGGUUGCCAUUUCCUUCUCUAGUAGGCUCGCAUAGUGCAGCUAUAAGAAGGCUGGACUGCGAAUAUCUCCCCGCGGAAUUCUGGGAAGUGUAGUCCAGGAGCUCCGGGUACUCGCAGGCCCUUCGGCCCCAGGAGGACGACGUAGCAGCCAUCUUUCGCUUGAUGAUGAUGUUUCAGGUCUGCUUUUCACGAUCCAUUCAAACGCCCCCGAAAUGCGCUUGGGGCCGGCAGCUCCUGACCUUUCAUUUGGAGAGAAAGAGGAGCAGCGGCUAGAAGCAGAGGACUCUGCACUUCCCUGGAAGGAGAGAGAAGAUGAACAUGUUCAUGGAGGCAGUGACCUUCAAGGACGUGGCUGUGGCCUUCACAGAGGAGGAGCUGGGGUUGCUGGACUCAGCCCAGAGAAAGCUGUACCAGGAUGUGAUGGUGGAGAACUUCUGGAACCUGGUCUCAGUGGGUAGCUCUUCAUAAAAGGAAAAAAGAAUUCUAUUUCCUUAUCCGUCAUAUCCGGGGAGAAAAGGUCUCAGAAAAUAGCCAACUGAUGAAAACAAUCAAAGUGAGUUGAGGGCUGUUCAAGAGAGAGGAUUACAUGAAGAGCUUUCCUGCUGGCAAAUCUGGCAACAAAUUGCGAAUGACUUAACCAGAUGUCAAGACUCCAUGAUAAAUAGUUGUCAGCUCCACAAACAAGGUUAUUCCUCCAACCAGGUUGGGGCAGGACUGUCUAUUCAAAUUUCUGAAGAUGAGAACUAUAUAUUAAAUGAGAAAGCAGAUGGUCCCAGUGAUACUGGAAAUCCAAGGUUUGCAUCUUUGAGAGCUCGGGAUUCUUGGAGAAAAAGUUCCUUGACUGAGUCACAGAAUUAUCGGAAUAGAUACCUGGAAAUUUCCACGCAAAGUAAACUCUGUCGGUGUAAAGAGGAUGUUGAUAGCAUUGGUCAGAUCUCAUUCCACCUUGAUGAUCGAGGAGUACACAAGAAUGAAAAGUCUUAUUGCCACAAUGAUUAUAGAAAAGACAGCAGGAAGGUUUCCACAUUGGAUCAGAAUAGUAUGAUUCACACAGGACAAAAACCUUACCAGUGUAACGAAUGUAAAAGAACUUUUACCAGCCUUUCUACCUUUGAUCUUCACCAGCAGUUACACUCAAAAGAGACGUCUCACAUGUGCAAUGAGUGUGGAAAAGGCUUCCGUUAUAGCUCAGUUCUUCAUAUUCAUCCGAGAGUUCACAUAGAAAAAUGCAGUGUCUGUGAUGAGUGUGGAAAGGAAUUCCGUCAGAGCUCACAACUGCAAACUCAUCAGAAAGUCCACAGCAUAAAGAAACCAUUCACAUGUGAGGAAUGUGGGAAAGGCUUCAGUCGUCGAUCAGCACUUACCAUUCAUUGUAAAGUCCACACGGGAGAGAAACCUUACACUUGUGAGGAGUGUGGCCGGGCCUUCAGUCAGGCCUCCCACCUUCAAGACCAUCAGAGAGUCCACACUGGGGAGAAACCAUUCAUUUGUGAUGCGUGUGGUAAGAGCUUCAGUCGGAAUUCACACCUUCAGUCCCAUCAGAGAGUCCAUACGGGAGAGAAACCGUACAAAUGCGAGGAGUGUGGGAAGGGCUUCAUUUGUAGCUCAAAUCUAUACAUUCACCAGAGAGUCCACACAGGAGAAAAACCCUACAGAUGUGAGGAAUGCGGGAAAGGCUUUAGUCGGCCUUCAAGUCUUCAGGCCCAUCAGGGAAUCCACACUGGAGAGAAGUCAUACGUAUGUAAUGUGUGUGGUAAAGGCUUUACUCUGAGUUCAAAUCUUCAGGCACAUCAAAGAGUCCACACAGGGGAGAAACCAUACAAAUGUGAGGAGUGCGGGAAGAACUUCAGGAGGAACUCCCAUUAUCAAGUCCAUCUGGUUGUCCACACAGGAGAAAAACCCUAUAAAUGUGAAGUGUGUGGGAAGGGCUUCAGUCAGAGUUCCUAUCUUCAAAUCCAUCAGAAGGCCCACAGCGUAGAGAAACCCUACAAGUGCGAGGAGUGUGGGCAGGGCUUCAAUCAGAGUUCACGACUUCAGAUCCACCAGCUGAUCCAUACUGGUGAGAAACCAUACAAAUGCGAAGAGUGUGGGAAGGGAUUCAGUCGUAGAGCAGAUCUUAAAAUUCACUGCAGGAUCCACACUGGAGAGAAACCGUACAAUUGUGAGGAGUGUGGAAAAGUCUUCAGGCAGGCCUCAAAUCUCCUGGCCCAUCAGAGAGUCCACAGUGGAGAAAAGCCUUUCAAAUGUGAAGAAUGUGGCAAGAGCUUUGGUCGGAGUUCACACCUUCAAGCCCACCAAAAAGUCCACACUGGAGAAAAGCCAUACAAAUGUGAGGAGUGUGGGAAGGGCUUUAAGUGGAGCCUGAACCUCGACAUGCAUCAGAGGGUCCACACAGGAGAGAAACCAUAUAAGUGUGGGGAGUGUGGGAAGCACUUCAGUCAGGCCUCAAGUCUUCAGCUUCAUCAGAGUGUCCACACUGGAGAGAAGCCCUACAGAUGUGACGUGUGUGGUAAAGUCUUCAGUCGGUCUUCACAACUGCAGUCUCAUCAGAGAGUCCACACAGGGGAGAAACCUUACAAGUGUGAUGUGUGUGGUAAGAGCUUCAGUUGGCGCUCCAAUCUAACAAUUCAUCAAAGAGUCCAUGCUGCUGAUAAAUCCUAUGAAAGUCAUAGGGGUGGUAAGACCAUCAGAGAGUCAACUUAGGAAAAAAGUUCUAUAAAAUAAUUUUUUAAGAA